AUGGGCCUCUUCGGCGACUUGCCUCCGCCGUCCAACGCUCCCAAGCCACCGACUCGCGCCAACCCCCCGCCGUCAACGUCAACUCCGUCUAGCAUACCGUCAACUCCUGCCGAACGGCCCGCGGCGGUCGCGACAAAGACGUCUGCACUCAAGUCGUCACUCAAAGGGAGGACGGACUCCCGGGGAGAGGAGGGGACGGGAAAUCUCAACGCGGGGGACGCGGGUGGGGGAUCGGGGGAAGGCGGAAAGACUAGGAAGCGCGUGGGGAUGGCUGUGGCAGACGAGGCAGACGGCGACGAUAUCCCCUCAACGCUCAAACCUACACAUGAUCGCCCAACCAUCCCCCCCCCCUUCCCAACCUCCCUUUCUUUUCCCCCCUUCUCCCCCUUUCUUGCCCCCUUCCCCACAUCCUCCUCCCCCUUACCAGCCCCCGCGCGCCGGCGGGUGCGCUUCCACACGUUUGCUGAGGUGGCAGAGGACAAGGUGACGUCAGCGAUAGCCAAGAUCGCCGCGCACAUCGGCACGCCGGCCAAGUUCAAGAAGGCGGCCGGCCUCGCUCGGCAGCUUUUGGAGGGCGGCGCCCUGAACAGUGCCGCAAACAGUGGAGUGAACAGUACUGAUAACAGUGCGGUGGAGAGCGGUGGUCAUGCGGGUCGUUUCUUUGGAGUGCUGCAAGCAGCAAUGGGGCUGCUGCAGAGAGAAGGAGGAGGGGGGGCGGGGGGCAUGGUGGUGGGUGCUGCAGGGGACGUUGGGAGCGAGUAUGCUGCGCUGAUUGGCGCUGCUGUGGAGAGAAAGGAGCUGUUUGCGCCGUGGCAGCAGCAGCAGGUGGACGUGUGGGGGCUGCGCACCGUACUCACCCACUCACUCCGCACAGACGACAGCUUUCAGUUUUCCAAGGCAGUGUCUCGAGUACAGCAGGAGGUGGAGAAACUGCCAGAAGCAGCAGAGGAGGAUGAGAGGGAGGAGGCAGGGCUGUUUGCAGGGGUGGCUAUGCAGGGUGAGAGAAAGGAGGAUCUGCUGCUGUGCAUUCAGACUGCCACUGAGAUGUGCCGGCACAAGUGGGCUCAGACAGCCAUAGACAUGCUGGCGCAGCACGCGUACGACCACAGGCGGCGCUUCACCGCGCGGCAGCGGGGGGCAAUCGAGGCGCUGUGGACGAGCGUGAGGCAGCAGCAGCACGAGCGCAAGCACGGCGCGGGCAGGGGCGGGACAGGCCGGCUGGAUGUGACGGCUUUUGAGCGGCUGCAGCGGCACUAUGAGGGCGAGGCGAUUAGUAUCAGGAAGGGGCUGUCUCCGUCGCUUUUCGUUCUACUGCUCCACCUCGACUCCCUAUACUUCACAAGGAUGGCGCAAGCCAAGGCCGACCCCAUCCCGCCGUGCGUGGUCGUUUUGCUUCCAGACGGCUCGGCGCGCCUGUACGACGACGCGCGUCUCACGGCGUCGACCGUGCUCGCCGACUUUCCCCGCCAUGUGCUCCUUUCCACCCUCAGCACCGCCACGCCUCGCACCCCCUUGCCACACGCCGCGUUGCUCAAGCCCGGACGAACAUACUACCUCCUCGCCGAGACGCACCGUCCGCGAGCGGCGACGAAAGUGGCGGUUGAUAUUUCGUCGCUACCAUCGCCAUCGUCGUCGCAGAACUCGCCGAACGUGUUUCGCAAGUCGCAAACCCUUCAUGCGUCCCCGCUUUCGACGCUGUCGCCUUAUUCUCCUCCUUUGUCCGAAGGCGCGAUUCCGCUGGAUUAUCAUCAUGGGCAAUCGCGCAGCUCUCCACCGAAGUCGUGGAAUGAAGGAAUUGCGGAGGGAUACAUUUCGAGAACCACCAGCACGUGCGAGCUUCGUGGGAGCAGGAUUUCGCAAUCGGGUUACAAUGACUCGAUCGCAGGCGUUCCCCCAUCGCGGCGACACGACGGACACACCGCCAACCCUAUACUCCAAGAGUUGGAAGCUCUUGAGGAGAUGACGACCAAUGGUUCCGCGUACGAUACUCGCGACCACCAGUCUCCUGUCGAAGCGCCUUCACCAAUCUUGGCAGAGCAAAUCACAGCGACUCGGCGAACACCAGGCGCACCGAGUCGGAAGAUGAACAAGAGUCAGACCCAAAAGAACAUGUCCGUCCGCAUGGCCGAAUUUCCAAAUCUCGGCAGAAGCAUUAUCAGCGGAGGACAUCACAUGGCGACGCCAAGCCACCGUGAAGAGGAGGGAGCCUUCUGGAAAAAUCUUGACGACAGGACCAUGAUGUUCACGGACACGCAGAUUCUGGUUAGCCAGAAGGAUAUUGAAGCAGAUGUCAGCGCGGCUACACCCACUCGCGCUGCCGUGAUCCGCGCUGGGGUGAAAGUAUACCCGAGAAGGCUACCGGAGCAAGUGGAAGAACCCCGCGCUUCGGAUUAUGAGCACUACUAUUCUCAGGCCUUCCAUCCCAGAUGCUACAAUGAGUCGAUAAUGGGUUGA
This is a messenger RNA of Closterium sp. Yama58-4, 2454 nucleotides long. The record is from the annotation of a GenBank genome assembly. Lineage: Eukaryota; Viridiplantae; Streptophyta; Zygnematophyceae; Desmidiales; Closteriaceae.